AGUAUGUAAAUAAAUGUUAGACAUUGAGAAAUUGUAUAAGCAUGUUAGAAUUGCUUUAUCGUAAAUGAAAUGUAUAAUACAAAUACACAAGUUGCUAUAGUAAGAACUAUGUAGGCGAAUUCGUCUUGUAAGCGCCUGCUCCGUGGAUAUUAUGAUAUCACGACGAAAUUUUGUUGAACGUUGAGUGAUAGUUUUCAAGUAUUUUUUAGCCAGAGACUAAAUAACGGUGUUAUUUUAUAUGAUUUGUAACAAAGACAUAUCUAAAUGGAGACACAAAGCAAUGUUAUAAGGCUAUCGAAGGAAGAUAUUCCGUUGAUAUCUAAACCGCGAAAUGACAAUUCCUGGACAAGAUGUUGUACCUGGAUGUUGAGAAGAUGUUGUAGAGAACGUGAGCUAAGAGCUAGAGUUAUCCACAUUGGUCAGCCAAUGCAUGAAAAGUUUCCUACUAAUGUCAUAAGGAAUCAAAAAUACAAUGUUGUUACAUUCUUGCCUCUGGUUCUUUUCCAACAGUUUAAAUUUUUCUUGAAUCUAUAUUUUUUGCUUAUGGCUAUAUCUCAGUUUAUACCUGACAUACGAAUAGGGUACCUGUACACUUAUUGGGGACCUUUGUGUUUUGUGUUAACUGUUACAAUUUGUCGGGAAGCAAUUGAUGAUUUUAGACGUUAUAAGAGAGACAAAGAAGUCAAUGCCCAAAAAUAUUAUAGAUUAGUAAAAGGUUUCGAUACUCCAGAACUAGUACCAAGUUCUAAAUUACGUGUGGGUGAUUUGGUAAUUGUGGAGAAAGGUCAAAGGGUUCCAGCUGAUUUGGUUCUGCUACGAACAACAGAAAAAUCUGGAGCUUGCUUUGUAAGAACAGAUCAAUUAGAUGGAGAGACAGAUUGGAAACUACGUUUGGCUGUACCUGCAAUUCAAAAAUUGGAGAAUAAUUCUCAGUUAUUUGAUAUAAAAGCCAGCAUAUAUGUUGAAAAGCCACAGAAAGAUAUACACAGCUUUAUUGGGACAUUUACGAGGUAUGAUGGAUACAGCAGCGAAGAAAGUUUAGGCGUCGAUAAUACAUUAUGGGCAAAUACUGCCGUUGCAUCAGGUUCGGCGCUAGGCGUUGUUGUGUACACAGGACAGGAAACCAGAUCACUCAUGAACCAUUCUGCGCCGCGAUCCAAAGUUGGUUUAUUAGAUCAGGAAAUAAAUCAGUUGACGAAGGUCUUAUUUUGUGCUGUGAUCGGAUUAGCGUUAGUAAUGAUGUCUUUGAAAGGUUUUAACGGACCAUGGUAUCGUUAUAUGUUUCGUUUUGUUUUAUUAUUCUCCUAUAUAAUACCGAUCAGCUUAAGGGUGAAUUUGGAUAUGGGAAAAGCAUUUUACGCGUGGUGCAUACAGAGGGAUAAGGAAAUUGUUGGAACGGUUGUAAGAACCACUACCAUUCCUGAAGAACUUGGUCGCAUUUCGUAUUUAUUAAGCGACAAGACUGGUACAUUGACACAGAAUAAAAUGGUUUUCAAGAAAUUGCAUUUAGGCAUGAUAUCUUAUGGUCAAGAGACGUUUGACGAAGUUAUGAAUGUGCUAAAAACCUAUUACUCUUCCACUUCUGAAACAUCACCGGUAAAGCCGUCUGCGCACAGUGGAAAAGUAAGAAGAUCAGAAAGUACAAGGAUAUACGAUGCAGUACAUGCUUUGGCGUUAUGUCACAAUGUAACACCGGUGUACGAUGAGAUAAAUAAAUCCACUAACUUAGACUCGGUGAGCGUACAAACAGGAGAAACAGGAGAUUCUGGAUCUAUACAAAGUCAAACAGAAGCAGAUCAACAUUAUUAUUUGCCAGAACAGAAACGUAAUUAUCAGGCUUCUAGUCCUGAUGAAGUAGCAUUGGUUAAAUGGACAGAAGAAAUGGGAUUAGCACUGGUGAAACGCGAUUUAAAUUUUAUGCAAUUGAAAGCUCCAAAUGGAAAAAUUUUAAACUAUACUAUUUUACAAAUAUUUCCAUUCACGUCGGAGACCAAACGAAUGGGAAUAAUAGUCAAAGAAGAAUCUAGUUCUGAAAUAAUAUUUUAUUUGAAAGGAGCAGAUGUAGUAAUGUCCGGAAUAGUGCAGUAUAAUGAUUGGCUUGAAGAAGAGUGUGGUAAUAUGGCUCGAGAAGGCUUAAGGACGUUAGUUGUCGCGAAGAAAAAUCUAACGGAAGAGCAGUAUCUUGACUUUGAAGCAAGAUAUAAUGCAGCGAGAAUGAGUGUUAGUGAUCGUGUUUCGAGAGUUGCAGCGGUUAUUGAAAGUUUGGAAAGGGAAAUGGAAUUAUUAUGUGUAACCGGUGUUGAAGAUAGAUUACAAGAUAGAGUCAGGCCUACAUUGGAAUUACUAAGAAAUGCUGGAAUUAAGAUAUGGAUGCUAACAGGCGAUAAACUGGAAACUGCAACUUGUAUAGCAAAAUCUUCACGCUUAGUUUCACGAACACAAGGUCUUCACGUUUUUAAAUCAGUGGUAACUCGCACAGACGCACAUUUAGAAUUAAACACAUUUCGUAAAAAGCAAGACUGUGCCUUAGUUAUCAGCGGAGAUUCUUUAGAGGUUUGUUUGCAAUAUUAUGAACAAGAAUUCUUGGAACUGGCGUGCGGUUCACCCGCUGUUGUUUGCUGUCGAUGUUCACCCACUCAGAAAGCUGAAGUUGUGAGCCUUAUUCAAAGACAUACAGGAAAGAGAACCGCGGCUGUUGGGGACGGUGGCAAUGAUGUAUCUAUGAUACAAGCAGCAGAUGCUGGCAUAGGUCUUGAAGGUCUUGAAGGAAGACAGGCUUCUUUAGCGGCAGAUUUUUCUAUCUCUCAGUUUAGUCAUUUGGCUAAUCUCCUGUUGGUUCAUGGUCGAAGAAGUUAUAAGCGUUCUGCCGCUUUAAGUCAAUUCGUUAUUCAUAGAGGUUUAAUUAUCUCAACUAUGCAAGCUGUAUUUUCUGCAGUUUUUUAUUUGUCUUCGGUGUCCUUGUAUCAGGGAUUUUUAAUGGUUGGUUACGGAACGAUAUAUACAAUGUUUCCCGUAUUUUCUUUGGUACUAGACAAAGAUGUGUCAGGGAAAAUUGCCCUUACUUAUCCGGAGCUUUAUAAAGAACUUAGUAAAGGUCGAUCAUUGUCUUAUAAGACAUUUUUCAUGUGGAUUUUAAUAAGCAUAUAUCAAGGCGGUGUUAUAAUGUAUGGGGCACUUAUAAUGUUCGAAGAUGAAUUCAUUCAUAUAGUCGCCAUAAGCUUCACUGCACUUGUUUUAACGGAAUUAAUUAUGGUAGCCCUAACGAUUAGAACAUGGCAUCACAUCAUGAUACUCGCAGAAAUAUUUUCAUUGGCACUUUAUCUGUUAUCCUUAGUCGUUCUUAAGGACUAUUUCGAUGCCGAGUUUAUCAAAACCACGGACUUCUUGUGGAAAGUAUUGCUGAUAACAUUAAUUUCCUGCAUGCCAUUGUAUAUUUUAAAAUUCUUACGAAAAAAGUUUUCGCCUCCUAGUUAUACCAAACUAUCUUAAACAGCAAUCUCACUUGGUACAAUUAACGAUCGUACAAACAAUUGGAAAGCUUUACUUUGUGUUGAAAUCUCAACAUUCUUACUGGUUCGAAAUUCUGUAUUGGGUACAAAAGUGACAAAAGAGUUAUGAAACAAAAUCUUAUAAUUUAAUACAUUGUUUAUAAUAUCGAGCAUUUUAAUUGAAUCAUCGCAAUGAAUCAAUUAAAAUUUUUCUCUCUUCAAACUAGUGAUAAAUUCCGUUGUUCCAUUAACGUAUAAUGCAAUAUACUGUAAACUUCUUCCCUUAUUUAUUUAAAUCAUAAAUUAAACUGCAUUCAAAUUUUGAUAAUUGUAAGUAGGGAUUUUAAAACGAACUUCUUUGAUAUGUUAUUAUUAAUGUUUAUUUAUUAAAACCAAGAACAAGAUUUUUUCAUCCUUCAAAUGUGUUCACACAGCAUAGCAUUUUUAUUCAAUCUCACCUAACGCUUAUCGUAUACAUUCAAUCAUACCAUUUGCAGUAUUUUGUAUAUUAAGUUUAUAGUACACGGAUGCUUGACUAACUGAAAGCACGUGAUACUUUGUUUGACAGUUUCUAAUGUAUUUAACAAAUAUAAAAAAAUAUCGAAAGUUAAAUUUUAAUUUUUAUACAUUAGGCGCGAUUUUUCAUUUUCUAUCAUCUUUAUAUUUUGAAUAAAAUUAUUUUCAAGCAUAAUGUAAUUUAAUUAUCAUGAAUUCAAAAUGCUAUAAAAUAGAGGAAAUCGAUUUUUAUAUUCGUG
Megachile rotundata (alfalfa leafcutting bee) is the source of this 4243-nucleotide messenger RNA. Its product is annotated as putative phospholipid-transporting ATPase IIB. Gene Ontology annotation, molecular function: magnesium ion binding; ATP hydrolysis activity; ATPase-coupled intramembrane lipid carrier activity. Gene Ontology annotation, cellular component: endosome; trans-Golgi network; plasma membrane. Gene Ontology annotation, biological process: endocytosis; retrograde vesicle-mediated transport, Golgi to endoplasmic reticulum; phospholipid translocation. Lineage: Eukaryota; Metazoa; Arthropoda; Insecta; Hymenoptera; Megachilidae. The record is from RefSeq and is a predicted model, not a curated record.